AUGUGGGGUGCCUAUUUCAGCAGCAGCAGCAGCAGCAGCAGCAGACCUUUCUUUGGGGCUCUUGUUGCUGCUGCUUCCUCAGAUCUCGCAUAUUCAGAUCCCCAGGGAAGACAGGCUGUGUCUUCUCUUUUCAAGGAGCGCGUGCUGCCGCUGCUGCAGCAGCAGCAGCAGCAGCAGCAGGAGAAGGCAGAGGCCUUCCUCAGACUCGCGGACGCCCGCAAGCAGCAGCAGCAGCAGCGCCUGCAGCAGGAGCUUGCUGCGUCCGCCUUCCCGCUGCACAGCAGCAACUCCAGCUGCUACAGCAGCAGAAGCAGCAGCAGCUUGCUGCAGCAGCGAGCCAACGCUGCAGCAGCACAGGACGUGGCGGAAGCUGCUGCUGCGGCUAUGAUGCGUGCGGAAAUUGCAGCGCAGCAGCAACCGCAGCAGCAGCAGCAGCAAGAGCAGCAGGAACCUGCAGGUGAGGGCGGUGCGAAUAGCAGAAGCAGCAGCAGCAGCAGCAGCGGAGCAGCGGAGCUCAGCCAAGAGCUGGUAGAUUUGCUGCAUCUGCUGCGGGUUCGCUGCGUAGUGCAUCCGCAGCUAGAGACAGAUGAUGCAUUUCAGUUUAGUGCUGCUGUUAUGGAGCUGCGGCUGCUGCUGCAGCAGCUGCAGCAGCAGCAGCAGCAGCAGGACGAGGAGGAGUCGCUGGAGGACGGCUGGGACUCCGAAGAUGAAAUGGAAGAACAAAAUGAGGAAGAGGCGCCACAGAGGAAGCAGCCCAGGCUAGAGCAGCAGCAGCAGCAGCAGCAACAGCAGCAGCAGCAGCAGCGAAAGGAGCAGCAGCAGUCCAACGACCCCAGCACGUCGGUAGGUCGCCGCAGCAGCAGCACAGGCAGCAGCAACGGCGACCGCGGGUUGUAUUUGCUGCAUGCAUUUAGCAGCAAACACUUCUUGUCAUUUGGCUAUCGUUGCCUUGCAGUCUUAUUGCUGUUACCGCUGUUGCUCGCGUUGCUGCUGCUGCUGCUGCUAGGAGUGCUGCUGCUGCUGCUGGUGGUUGGGGUUUCGGGCGGCGUUUGGCGCGUCAAAACGGAGCAAGUGGAUAAUGCGGGCGAGGCUGAGAAGCCGCCUGCAGCAGCGGCAGCAGCAGAAACAGCAGCAGCAGCAGCAGCAGUUGCAGAAACAGCAGCAGCAGAUGCAGCAGCAGCAGCUGGGGGUGCUGCUGCAUCUGAUACUGCAGGUAGAGAGGAGGCUGCUGCUGCAGCAGAGGAUGCGGUGGCGGGAGGAGAAGCAGCAGCAGGAGAGGCAGCAGCAGCAGCAGCAGAAGCAGCAGCAGCAGAAGCAGAGGCAGCAGCAGCAGAUGAUGCAGCAGCAGAAGAAGAGUGGCCUCUUCCCUUAGGGAAACAGGCCAUUCUCGUGCUGAGCAAGUGCUUCUUCCUUGACGCUCUCUCCACAGUCUUUGCAUUCCGCACGGUUCCUUGGGCGCGCGCCUCUGUGGAUCAGCUCUUCCAGCAAGCAUACAGGCACCGGUAA
Messenger RNA from Eimeria tenella, 1506 nucleotides. RefSeq lists its product as uncharacterized. NCBI's taxonomy places the organism in Eukaryota, Apicomplexa, Conoidasida, Eucoccidiorida, Eimeriidae. Bases 1 to 1506 code for a protein of 501 amino acids. The transcript is spliced from 5 exons. The record is from RefSeq and is a predicted model, not a curated record.